Molecule: messenger RNA, 534 nt
Organism: Cynocephalus volans (Philippine flying lemur)
Lineage: Eukaryota; Metazoa; Chordata; Mammalia; Dermoptera; Cynocephalidae
Gene: PTTG1IP2
Product: PTTG1IP family member 2
Exons: 5
Coding region: 1-534 (177 amino acids)
Biological process (GO): protein import into nucleus
Cellular component (GO): nucleus; cytoplasm
Source: RefSeq, a predicted model, not a curated record
AUGUGCUGGCUGCGGGCCUGGGGCCAGAUUCUCCUGCCGGUUUUCCUCUCCGUCCUCCUCAUACAACUGCUCGUCAGCUUCUCAGAGAAUGGUUUUUCCCAAAUCUAUAGUCCCAGGAACACUCAGAAACAAAAAGAUUCUAUUGAAGAGGCAUGCGCUGAAAAGAAAAGUUGUCAAUUGUGCAUAAAAGAUAAAAAAUGUAUUUGGUGCAGCGAAGAAAGGGUUUGCAAAAAAUAUUGUUUUCCAUAUUUUGGGUGUCGAUUCAGUUCUGCAUAUUGGUCAAACUGUAGAGUUGACAUGUUUGGAAUCCUGAUGCUUGUACUCAUUGCGAUGUUAGUCACAGCACUCAGUUGGUAUUGCUGCGCCUAUUACUUUUACCUGCAGGAUUUGAACAGGAAUCAAGCCUAUAUAAGACGACAGACUGCUAUUCACUACUGGCAACCUCCUGGCAAGUAUCGUUAUUUAUUUGAUAGGAUGUCUCAGAUUCUUUUAGUAACAGCUGGCAGUCUUUCCCUUACUUCUUCCAGGCAUUAA